ACAACAACAACAACUAAAAACUCAAAAACACUAAAGAGAGAGAGAGCUGUGAAACUCCAACCUCCUUCCUCUCGAUCUCUCCGCCCUCAAAUAACUCUACCAAAACGCCUCCGUUUCGACCAUUCUCCUCUUUUAUAAUCCCCAAAUUACACACUCUUACUUUCCUUCAAAUCUCGCAAUGCUCACCACUUGAACUUGAACAAGUCCUUUUUGUUUUCAGAGCCCAAAGCUGAAGCAGCUGGUAUUCCCUGGGGGAAAACUGCAGGAAAGCUGACCAGCAUUCCUGCAAGGUGCUAAUCAGGGCCACGCUAAAGAUUUUAAGGAACCAAAUAGAGAGUUGUCUUCAAUAGUUUAAAGUGAAAGUUGUACUUUUCCGAUAUUACAAAUUCCAGAAAGAAUAUAUGGAGCACAACCGAAAAUUUCACAAGGCUUAGAAAGAAUUUUGAGGGAUUGACUCUGUUGGGCCAUUUAGUUGUUGAAAGAUGAGUGCCUACAUUGUUGGUGUUCUUGUUCCUCUUUUAGUUACUCUGCUACUUCGGAAUUCCAAGAAUUCAAAGAAACGAGGUUUGCUAGUUGAUGUUGGUGGGGAACCUGGGUAUGCUAUCCGAAACCGUCGGGUCACUUCCCCAGUGCAAACAGCAUGGGAAGGUAUCUCAAGUCUUGCAGAACUUUUUGAGCGUUCAUGCAAGCUGUACCGAGACAAACACUUACUUGGAACUAGGAAGUUGAUUGCAAGGGAGAUUGAAGUGACUAAAGAUGGAAGGUCCUUUGAAAAGCUUCAUUUGGGAGACUAUGAGUGGCUAACCUAUGGGAAAGCAUUUGAAGUUGUGUGCAACUUUGCUUCUGGAUUGGCUCAACUUGGGCACAAAAGGGAAGAACGCGUAGCUAUCUUUGCUGACACAAGAGAGGAGUGGUUCAUUGCAUUGCAGGGAUGCUUUCGACGCAAUGUCACUGUUGUGACUAUAUAUGCAUCUUUAGGGGAGGAGGCUCUAUGUCACUCAUUAAAUGAGACAGAGGCUGCUACCGUGAUAUGUGGGCACAAAGAACUCAAGAAAAUUAUAGAGAUAAGUGGACAACUUGACACGGUGAAGCGCGUGAUAUGUAUGGAUGAUGAGAUCCCAUCUAAUGCGUCCUAUGUUGAGCAGAGCAAAAGCUGGAAAAUUACUUCAUUUGCAGAUGUGGAAAUACUUGGCAGACAAAAUCCUCUUGAUGCUGACUUACCUCUUUCAGCUGAUAUUGCAGUUAUAAUGUACACAAGUGGGAGUACUGGAUUACCUAAGGGUGUGAUGAUGACACAUGCUAAUGUCCUUGCUACAGUUUCUGCUGUCAUGACAAUUGUUCCAGGCCUUGGAAGCAAUGAUAUUUAUCUUGCAUACCUGCCCUUGGCUCAUAUCCUUGAAUUAGCCGCUGAGAAUGUGAUGGCUGCUGUUGGAAGUGCCAUAGGAUAUGGAUCCCCUUUGACACUUACUGAUUCAUCAAGCAAGAUAAAAAAGGGAACAAAGGGAGAUGCCUCCGUGCUGUUGCCAACUGUAAUGACGGCUGUCCCAGCAAUUCUCGAUCGUGUUCGUGAUGGGGUGCUCAAGAAGGUGAAUGCAACAGGUGGAUUAUCGAAGAAGUUGUUUCACUUGGCAUAUGAUCGCAGUUUAUCUGCAGUUAAUGGUAGUUGGUUUGGGGCUUGGGGCCUGGAAAGAGUUCUGUGGAACUUUCUUGUGUUUAGAAACGUCCGGGCAGUUUUGGGAGGCCGUAUCCGCUUUUUGCUGUCUGGAGGUGCUCCUCUCUCCAGUGAUACUCAAAGAUUCAUCAAUAUUUGUCUUGGUGCUCCAAUUGGUCAAGGUUAUGGUCUUACUGAGACUACUGCUGGUGCAACAUUCUCCGAGUUUGAUGAUACAUCUGUUGGUCGUGUUGGAGCUCCACUUCCCUGCUCAUUCAUUAAGUUACUUGACUGGCCUGAAGGUGGAUAUCUAACCAGUGAUUCACCAAAGCCUCGUGGGGAAAUAGUCGUUGGUGGUCCAAAUGUUACACUUGGAUAUUUCAAAAAUGAAGAAAAAACAAAAGAAUCAUACAAGGUUGAUGAGAGAGGAAUGAGGUGGUUCUAUACAGGUGACAUAGGGCAGUUUCAUGCUGAUGGUUGCCUUGAGAUAAUUGACCGUAAAAAGGACAUUGUCAAACUUCAGCAUGGAGAGUAUGUCUCAUUAGGCAAGGUUGAAGCCGUUCUCCAAGUUAGCCCCUAUAUUGACAAUAUCAUGUUGCAUGCUGAUCCCUUCCAUAGUUACUGUGUUGCUCUUGUGGUGCCUUCUCAGCAUACAGUGGAAGAUUGGGCUUCUAAGCAAGGAAUUCCUUUUACUGACUUUGCAGACUUGUGCAAGAAAGAAGAAACGAAGAAGGAAGUGCUUGCUUCAAUCCAAAAGGAAGCAAAAAGGGCACGAUUACAGAGAUUUGAGAUUCCAGCAAAAAUCAAAUUACUUUCCGAACUCUGGACUCCUGAAUCUGGCCUAGUCACUGCAGCUCUCAAGCUCAAGAGAGAUAUUAUUAAAAAAACUUUCUCUGAAGACCUCUCUAAUUUAUAUGCUUCAUGAUUAUUGAGAAAAUGUGGGCGGCUUUAGUUCUAUCUCUUCUUUUCUUUUUUUGCCUUUUCGUUUUAUAUAUGAUUUAUGCUGGGAAUUAUUGUUGGGAAUUUUCAGAGAUAUUGGUUUUACGUGCUUAGUCUUAAAAACAUUCAUCUCCA
Messenger RNA from Quercus robur (English oak), 2725 nucleotides. Its product is annotated as long chain acyl-CoA synthetase 9, chloroplastic. Gene Ontology annotation, cellular component: membrane; endoplasmic reticulum. The transcript is spliced from 14 exons. Lineage: Eukaryota; Viridiplantae; Streptophyta; Magnoliopsida; Fagales; Fagaceae. The record is from RefSeq and is a predicted model, not a curated record. Gene Ontology annotation, molecular function: long-chain fatty acid-CoA ligase activity. Bases 483 to 2576 code for a protein of 697 amino acids.